This is a messenger RNA of Aspergillus oryzae RIB40, 624 nucleotides long. Its product is annotated as putative TRAF-like signal transducer. The transcript has a single exon. NCBI's taxonomy places the organism in Eukaryota, Fungi, Ascomycota, Eurotiomycetes, Eurotiales, Aspergillaceae. The coding region runs from base 1 to 624 and encodes 207 amino acids. The record is from RefSeq and is a predicted model, not a curated record.
AUGGGGCCUUAUUUUGAAGCUCAGAAUGCACGACUUGAUUCUAUGGAGCUGACUAUUCGUCAUCUUCAACAGCGCAAUGAAAUCUUCGAGGAUGGACUUGCGAGCAUUCGGUCUACUCUUGUCGAAUCGUCUCGUGUUAUGUCUGCACGGAACCUGGACAUACCGGCCGAGGCUAAUAGUCAGACAAGGCCGUCGAACUCAUCUGACGCGACAAAUGAACAAUAUGACAAUUCCAACGCCUCGUCUAAUGCGACUACCUACCUUCUUGCGCUCCAUGAGUCUCUUCGAGAAGAAGUUGGGCAGUUAUCACAUGCAAUCACGGAUCUAGAUGCUCGCGCUAGCAUGGCAAUCAUGAACGAAUGCCUUCGAUUAAAGGAGGAUAUGGCCCAUACGAACGCGGCUGUCAGCAGCAUUCGAAUGCAGGUGCAAUGGCUCAUGAACCCUCGCAUCCACCAGGGCCAACGGACAGGGGUUCGUACCAACAGCAGCAAUAACGGCAAUGAAACACGAUCCGGGCAACUAGGCUCCUCGGCGUCAGGACCAAGCAAUGCCACUGCGCCAUCGCCGGGCUUUCUGCGGCCCCGAAGACUCAGCGACAGCGGACGCGAAGGGACCAAACUUUGA